UGACGACUUAUCGGCUUCUUAUCAGGAUCAUACUAUUCAGUACUGGUUUUCCGAGCACUUCAAACGUGAAAAUGUGUAAAAUAAAUUUGUAUAUUUUGGCUAUCGCCUUAACAGUGAGCCAUGGGGAAGAUAUACCACAAAGUGAAAUAGAAUUAGAAUGUGGCAAUCGCACAAUCCAUGGACCCAAGUUGCCGCUAGUGAAGAACGGAGAUACCUUGUACUACUAUGGAUUCAUGUUGCAGGCAUCUACCUCAAUGGCACAAGCGUACUGCCAUAGGCUGAAUAUGAAGCUAUUGAGUAUAGAAACAAAAGAAGAAGAGGACUUCCUUCGGAAGAGCGUAUUGAUUCACCUUGACGGUGAUACGGAUUUUAUCAUACGAACAUCGGGAAAGAGGCUCAUCGGACACCGGUGGACUUGGGAAGAAACUGGAAAGCAAAUUCAGUAUACCAACUGGGGUGAAUCGGAACCGAAUAAUUUGGGAGGGCAUGAGGACUGCCUCGUGUUACUCAAUAAGCGCAACGGUGUGAAUCCGAAAUGGCACUGGAACGACGAUAAUUGCCAUACACCCUAUUAUUUUAUUUGCGAGUAUUCGCUGGCAGAGAUUCAGCCUCGAACGUCGGAAGAUGAUAUAGUAUGGCCUCAAGCUAGAGUCGCUAAAUAAAUGCUUGUUAAUCAUAUAACUACAAUAUGUGCUUCUGCAUCACUUGAUAUAUGCUUGUUCUGUUUGCUUACUUAAUAAAAUAUAAAGUAC
Molecule: messenger RNA, 752 nt
Organism: Acanthoscelides obtectus
Lineage: Eukaryota; Metazoa; Arthropoda; Insecta; Coleoptera; Chrysomelidae
Source: the annotation of a GenBank genome assembly